Messenger RNA from Penicillium brasilianum, 1308 nucleotides. Lineage: Eukaryota; Fungi; Ascomycota; Eurotiomycetes; Eurotiales; Aspergillaceae. The record is from the annotation of a GenBank genome assembly.
AUGAACCCCCUUCUGGGCCAUGGCGGUAACUCCGCUAUAGAGUCAGCCGGCCUUUUGGCCGAUCUCUUGAAGGGCACACUUGACAAGAAUUCAUAUCCAGACAACGACAUAGUUCAACAGAUCUUUCUGAAAUUUCAAGAGGAGAGACGUCCUAGGACGACUCACCUUAUGGGAACAACGAAAAAGGUGCAACAGAUGGAAAUCCUGGAGAGCCCGAUCCUAGAGUUUCUACAGCUCAAGUUUUUCGGGCAACUUGGCGGAGAAUAUCUUGGUCCCCAGUUAGCAGUUUCUUCAACCUCGGCUCAUACUUUGAAAUAUUUGCCAAAGACGUAUAGACGCGGGGUGGUACCACUGGAUGAAGAAAUCAAGGCAAAUCCUCACGACCGACGUGCUAUUGCCACUGCCCUAUGGAUGGGCGUGAUGCUACUAAUUGCUUUAUGUGGCCGACUUCUAUCUCGAUACUUGGUUCUCGUACCGAGCCCACAUUCUACCGUCCCUGAAGCAUUGGCAAAUUAUCUCUUUGUCACUGCCGUUUCGAUCAACGGACUAUGGAUAGUUGAGUCUUAUCGCUCAAGUUUGCUUUUUUCGCCUCUAUUCAGCGCAAUCCCAUUCAUCAUCGCUUCGACUGCAUUUGGGGGCCAAAUGAUCUUGCCAAUUUACUUCGCCCUCCACAUCUAUUUCACUAGAAAGCGAUCAUUCUAUCAUCCUUUCCCUCGUGCUAUCAAUCCCUGGGCCGCAAAGGCACUACCCGUGGCUCUAUUGAUUACUUAUAUGCCCAGUAUAUUCCAAAUUCUGGUUCCAUCUCGCUGGAAUGGUCGAGAAUAUCUGCCAAAUUCUGCAUGGGGCCACUCUAUGGUGCAUAUCGCUCUGCCCAUAACGCUUCACAUUGGCAAACUUUUCUACCAAACAGGCGCCACGAAGUUGACUGUUGGUCAGUUGUUAUACUCGACAAGAGAUAUGAAAUAUCUCUCUCGAUUCUUCGGCAUGAUUCUGGUUCUCUCAAGCACCGCUCAUUUAAUGCUAAUCAGUAGACUGAUAUCUUAUGCUGAUUACGCUGCCUUCAAAGCUUUAAAAGUACCGUGCUUGGAGCUAGUACAGCUCGUCUCACUCACAGCUUCCAUUGUUGCAUGGUGCUGUUUCACGAUCUGGGACAUGCGGCGAGUGAAUCUGACAACGCACUCUCCUCUUGUGGUGUUAUUCGGCAGCUUCAUUGCUUGCAUUCUUCUUGGGCCUGGUGCUGUGUUAGCUGCGUUAUGGCAGUGGCGGGACCGUGAGCUGGAACAUGGCAGAAAGCCCGAGAUUGACUAG